Messenger RNA from Ricinus communis (castor bean), 1652 nucleotides. Its product is annotated as putative glutamine amidotransferase GAT1_2.1. Gene Ontology annotation, molecular function: hydrolase activity, acting on carbon-nitrogen (but not peptide) bonds, in linear amides. The transcript has 4 exons. The coding region runs from base 104 to 1384 and encodes 426 amino acids. Gene Ontology annotation, cellular component: cytosol. Lineage: Eukaryota; Viridiplantae; Streptophyta; Magnoliopsida; Malpighiales; Euphorbiaceae. The record is from RefSeq and is a predicted model, not a curated record.
GGUAUAAAUAGCCAACACAGCUUAACAAAGUUUCACAACCCAACGCUUUCUCAGGCUACCUAAUUGGAUCUCUAAUUAUACAAAUUAAACUCUUCCAUUUUUCAUGGCUUCCGAUCUCUCUGUCAUCCUCCCUCGUGUUCUCAUCGUCUCUAGACGCAGCGUACGCAAGAACAAGUUCGUCGAUUUUGUAGGGGAAUAUCAUCUUGAUCUUAUAGUAAGUUAUGGUGCCGUACCAGUUAUUGUGCCUCGUGUUAGUGGAGUGCAUAUGUUGCUGGACAGUUUCGAGCCGAUCCACGGAGUUCUUCUUUGUGAAGGCGAGGACAUUGAUCCAUCUUUAUAUCAAGAUGAAACAACUAAUCUUUCACCCGCAGAAUUAGAAGAAAUCAGGAGGAUGCACGCUAGCGAUACAGCUACUGAUAAAGAGAAAGAUUCAAUUGAAUUAAGGCUUGCUAAACUUUGCCUGGAAAGGAACAUACCUUAUUUAGGAAUUUGCAGAGGGUCGCAGAUUUUAAAUGUUGCUUGUGGAGGUACUCUUUAUCAAGAUAUAGAAAAAGAAGUAUCGAGUAAAUAUCAGGAAUAUCAAAGAGUAAAGCAUAUCGAUUAUGAUAAUUAUGAUGCGCAUAGACAUGUAGUUGAGGUAGUUGAGAAUAGCCCUUUGCAAGAUUGGUUCAAAGAUUCUCUGGAUAAAGAUAAAAUGGAAAUUUUUGUUAAUAGUUAUCAUCAUCAAGGUGUCAAGAGACUAGCUCAAAGAUUUGUGCCUAUGGCGUUUGCUCCUGAUGGUUUGAUUGAAGGGUUUUAUGAUCCUGAUGCUUAUAACCCUGAAGAGGGUAAAUUCAUUAUGGGGCUUCAAUUCCAUCCGGAGCGAAUGAGACGUUCAGACACCGACGAGUUCGACUAUCCAGGAUGUCCAAAGGCUUAUCAGGAAUUUGUAAAGGCUGUGAUCGCCUACCAAAAGAAGCUCAAUAGUGUGACUUCCGUGACAAAGCCUAUAAAGCUAAAUCAAGAAAUGGAGAAGAAAAGAAAAGUUAUAAUCCGAAGCUUUUCGCUUGCAAGAAAUUUGUACAGUAAUGGAAAAGAAAUGCACCCAUCAAAACACUCAGAACUGGAAGCUGGGGCAGAAUUUCUAGAGUCAAACACAGCCUUGAGUUUGCAACAAGAAACUAGGCUAAAACAGAUGGGAGCAACAGUGAGGAACGGAGGUUCCUAUAUUGAGAAAUUGAAGUUCAAUGAAGAAAGAGAGAUAUUAGCAAGAAAUGUGAUGGGGAAAAUGUCAGCAGGGCAGUUGUCUGAUCUGUCAUCUUUUUACCGCAUGAUGGGCCAGAUUUGCUCUGAAAUGUUGGAAAGAAAGCUUAGUGGCAUUGUCAACGACACUGCUGCUUCUUGAUGCAGUUUGUUCUUUCUCAUUGCUUUCAGUUUCAUCACAAGAAUCACUUGGGAUGAUUCACUUUAUUUUGUCUAUUCACAUGAUGUAUAUGAUGCAAAUGGGAAUUCAUGUUCACUCCUUGUUGCUAUGUCCAAAAUGAGAAAGGAAAAGGCUGAAAUCUUAAAAUCUCGAAUACUGAUGAAUGUACUAGUACAAAGUUGAAAUCAUUAUUGCUGUAUCAAAUUUUCGGGUUUUCUGGUUAAGUAUUAGAGCUUUUCAAGAUUGCAAA